AAUACUAUAUUUCCAAUCAAAUUGAGCUUGGGAAGGAAUUUUAGCAUGCUUAUGUAUGUUGAGCAUAGUCAUUUUUUUGUUUUGUGGAUACUGACGUUGUAAAUUAUGGCAUUAACAACAUUGGAACAAAUAUGAAAAUAUCAGUCAUAAAUAUUUAACAAGUUCCAAAUUGCCAGUGUGUUGAUAACAACGAAACACGGCGAGAACGAAGGAACUGUGGUUUUCUCGCAAUUUCCAAAGUUAAUUUAACAUAAAACUGCUGGAGAGGUCAGAAACGUUCAAAGGAAGAAGUGGGCAAGCAAGUGUAUAGAGAACAUUCAUGAAUAUCAAAUUAACAGUCGUUCUUCUCUUUUCGUACAUAUCGAAUGUUACGUCGUCCAACAAAACGGCACAAAAACCUGCCUCUUGUCCACACCAACUGUUAAAAGCCCAAUGGUGGAGUAUCCCUCCAUAUAUUUACCGCGACAAACAUGGCGGCAUUCGUGGAAUAUUUCCAACAGUGCUGGACGCUAUCGUAAAGCAAUGCUGCAAAGGUUACAAAAAUAUAACAUACAAUGAAAAUUCGCUCAACGACUCCCAGGUUUUAAAGAACAAUAUUGGCGUCAACGGUACGGUGAUAAGCUUCCCUGUUUAUGGUGACAUGAAAGACACUACAUAUCAAAACUACCCCUAUAUACCAGUGGUGGAAGCACCAGGAGUGGUCUUUAUAAUGACCAAUGAGGAUCCAUCCAACGCUGCUAAGGCUGUCAUGGAUGCCGUGUUUCAAGGAUGGCCAGUGCUCGUGCUAACUUUGUUAAUGGCAUCACUUUCUGGUAUCAUAAUAUGGGCAUUGGAUACAUAUUGGAAUCCCGAGGAGUUUCCUCCGACAUUCUUUCAAGGAGCCUGGGAGGGAUUUUGGUGGGCUUUUGUCUCUAUGACCACUGUAGGAUAUGGUGAUCGUUCACCCCGUUCGUUUUUUGCUCGAGCUUUCUCGUUCGUGUGGAUCAUGAUUGGUUUGGUAAUCAUCUCGAUCUUCACUGCUACAGUAACAACAUCGCUGACAGCUAUAAGUCUUAGCAACGAUAUUAAACUAUAUGGAUCGAACGUUGUGGCAUUAAAAGAAACAGAAGAGCAGAGAUUUGGAAUUCGAAACAACGCAAAAGUUACAGCUCAAAAUACAGUCGCACAAAUGAAAAAGGCAAUCAUCGAAAAAAAGGACGACACACUUGGUGGACUAUUAGACAGUUAUGUUGCGGGGUACUGGGCUAAAAACACCGACAACUUGGAGACACCGCUGGCCGACCCAUUGUUGCGCGUGGGAAAAGUGUUCGAUCAUCAGUUCGCGUACGGUUUUGUGAUAACAGAUUAUGCAAAAAAUGAUAAGUUCGAGAAAUGCACCCGAAAGACAUUGAACAGUAUGGAAACAGAAAUUACAAAAAUCAUACAAAAUGAUGCAAAGACAAUGGAAGAAUCUGGAAAAAGCGUUGCAGUUCAAAAAACAAAGAAUCUCUUCGAUCACAAAUCACCAAUAUUUCAAAGUGCUAUAUUCUAUUCAUUGGGCAUGGUUGGCAGUCUUACUUUAUUCGGUUUGGUUUGGGAAUACUUUUACUGGAAACCACGACAACCCAAGAGCAAAAAUACGGAAGUGGAGCAAGUUUAUGACCAGCACACGUCAUACGAAGAUCUUGUCACUCAACAGAGCGAAGACAUCGAGCACGUGAUGCGUAGAGAGGUUCAACGGUUCUACGAUUCGUGGAGCAGAAAACUUGAAAAUUUAAAGCCAUCCAAGCUGAGAGAGGAAGAAGCCAUUGAAGAAAUGGAAAAUGAAAGAAAACAACGAUUGAGCGACAAUGGCUUGAACGAAGAACAGAAUUUCAAAACAAACUACGACGAAAUAAACGAGCAAGCCCAAAGAUCACUAUUUUCACCUUCUGAAAUAUAAUACCUUGCAAUUUUUUAUAUAUUUUUCUUAAGGUUCCAUACACACUUUAACAUCUAAAACGUCAAUCAUGUAAUGUACUACUACUAAUCCCAACUCUACUACUACAAUGCCUUACUCUAUUACGAAUAAACCCUCAUCAGCUUCUACAAAUCCCUCAUCUACUUCUACUAAAUCCUCAUCUACUCCUACUAUACCCUACUAGAACUACAAAUCACUAAAAUUAAUCAAAAAGCGACGACACACAUCAGACAAAAGCAAACGAAAGGGAGAAGAGGGCAAAAUAUAAAGUUUAUGAUAACUAUACAAUAACCUAACAAUAACUGUAAUACAGCAACAUAGUAAAAUAGAAAUCCUCAUUUCGUCUUAAAAACAUAAUAAAGCGAAUAGCAAUCAGAAGAGGUGAAAAACAACUGAGCAAGAUUUGGAAAGAAUACUACAGGAACAGUUUUGGGAAUGUUUAAAUUGCAAUAUUUCUUUGAUAUACAGACACUUUUGCACUACAGAUAAAAUAUAGAUACGAAGCAUAGAUAUAGUUUAAAGCUACAUAUAUAUGUGAGCAUGUAUAGCUACGAAGCAUAGAUAUGUGAGCAUGCAUUUUACAUCGCAUUAUUUGUAAUUGAAUUGAGAAUAAUUAGAUGAAAUGAAUAUGCACAUUUUACCUUA
Molecule: messenger RNA, 2584 nt
Organism: Xenia sp. Carnegie-2017
Lineage: Eukaryota; Metazoa; Cnidaria; Anthozoa; Malacalcyonacea; Xeniidae
Exons: 8
Coding region: 320-1921 (533 amino acids)
Biological process (GO): potassium ion transmembrane transport
Cellular component (GO): membrane; voltage-gated potassium channel complex
Molecular function (GO): ligand-gated monoatomic ion channel activity; delayed rectifier potassium channel activity
Source: RefSeq, a predicted model, not a curated record